Messenger RNA from Hydra vulgaris (swiftwater hydra), 564 nucleotides. The record is from RefSeq and is a predicted model, not a curated record. NCBI's taxonomy places the organism in Eukaryota, Metazoa, Cnidaria, Hydrozoa, Anthoathecata, Hydridae.
AUGGAUAUCAAAACCAGAAUUAGCAAAUAUAAUUGGAGCAGAUGCUCGGUAACAGAAAGACCCUAUAAAUCUAUUAGGAAUAAACUGACUAUCGAGAAAGGAAUUGUAUGUAAUGGUGAUCUUAUUGUACCUCCUAAGACAAUGAGAAAGAUCUUCAUCAAAUCGAUCCAUGAUGAUAUACAUUGUGGCAUAAUGCAAACGCGAUGUAGAUUAAAAUUGGAAGUCUGUUGGCCUGGCUACUGUCAAGAUGUUGAAGAAUAUGUGAAAAACUGUGAAAAAUGUGCCGAAAUAAAAGUGAAGAAGGAAAAGACAUUACAUACAUGGCUAAGUGAAAAUAAACCUCGGUGUAGAGUACAUAUGGAUCAUGCACAUGUACAGGGUAUCGUACUGUUUUUGAUUUUAGUGGAUUCUUUUUCUGGAUGGCUGGAAGUUAUUAAGGUAAAUAACUGUGAAGCGGCUACUGUAAAGGCAGUACUACAAAGUGUUUUUUCAAGAAAUGGAGUUCCAGAGGUUUUAGUAUCCGACAAUGCUGCGGAAUUUCAUGAUACCACCUUACACCAGUGA